AUGGAGCAAAUAGAACUGAAGGAGUUGGGGGUCGUUCGGGAUUUUCCAGAUGUUGUGGCGUGGGUCAUGACGGGGUCCCGGCUUCAUUACGUGCCGUUGACGGCCGUGAUCCUAUUCCCGGUGACCAUUUUCCUUACUUACACGAUCGCUGUCGCGUUGGGUCAUGCCGAGGCCGGGUUCCCGUACAUCAGUGACACGGGCACGAUGCCGCCCGAGAGCUGCAUAUUUGGCCAGCUGAUGUCCAUCAGUGUGGCCCUGCUUGGGUUGACGUUCUACAUCCGCUUCCAGCAGAUACGCGAUUUCUGCAACCACUUCCCACACGUACCCAAAGUCAGGAAAUUGAACAAUGUGAGCUUCCCCUUGGGCUUAGUGGCGACGUUCGGCAUGAGCAUGGUGGCCAACUUCCAGGAGACGUCCGUCUUGGCUGGCCACUACACAGGCGCCGUCAUGGCCUUCGGCUGCGGCACGGCGUACUUUUGGUUCCAAGCCAUCGUCAGCUACGAACUGGCGCCGCAUCUGAACUCCAUUCGAAAAGCGCACUACCGGAUCGCCUUGGCUAUAAUUUGCACAGUCUGCUUCAUCAUCGCUUGUGGCUGUGGUCUUCUGGCCCGCAAAUACUACCACGGACACGAUCCGCUCAAGUGGUACCCGUCGGACGGCGGCUGGGGACUCCACGUGACGUCCACGGGCGCCGAGUGGGUCAUGGCCCUGUGUUUUGAUAUUUUUGUAGCCAGUUUUGUGAGCGAGUUUAAGCGAUUGUUGGCGCGUCCUCCGGAGUUCCUGCUGGACGUCGAGCACCUGGGCAUUGGACGGAGUCUCAGCUUCGACCCGGUCAUCAACGCAUGAAUCUUGUUUUCCGUCGUCGCAAAAACUUGCCGUCGAAUCACUUUCUGCUGCGAGUUUAGCAGAAAUUGAAUAAUUAAGGACCUUUGAAUCCUGUGUGAGCGAAAAUCAGAACUUUCUACUGCGAUUUAAAAACAAAAGUGAAGCGCAAAAAAGUGGAGCGAUGCAGUGAGAUAUUUAGACAGACAAUUUGAUUCGUGAUCAAAUUGAUGCAUAGGCAAUAAUUUUCAAAUUAUUCGAAUAACCUGAAAAUUUGACUCAAAGCGGAACAAGGUUGCAAAUCAAACAAACCAAAAAGCACCGG
Molecule: messenger RNA, 1147 nt
Organism: Notodromas monacha
Lineage: Eukaryota; Metazoa; Arthropoda; Ostracoda; Podocopida; Cyprididae
Source: the annotation of a GenBank genome assembly